UCUACCAUUAUGUGCAAAAAGAUCAAAUAAAUUUCGUGAUUACAAUAAUAUUUCUGGAUAACUAUAUAAAUAAAUAUACAAUUAUUAAUUACAAUUCUUUUGUUCUCACAUUAUACCACGGCACGUCACAGGAGUUGGCAUAAAAAGUUGUCAUUGUUAAAAGAUACAUAUUCACAAAUUUAUCAUUAUACAAUAUAUUUACUACUAACUGCAACUGUAUAACCUGUCACUAGUAUUUAGAAUUACAUAUAUUAAAUUCUGGUUAAUUUUCUGUGGCAGUUUUAUAUUAUUUACUUAAUUACUUUAAAUCGAUAUAUACAUAUCAACAAUACGAUGACUGACGUCCAAUAAGUAAGUAAACAUUCUGAUAAAUACAUACAUGUACCUACCUACUAGAUAGAUAUCUCAUAUGUAUUUACGAUGUCAGGAUUAAGUUCUGCCACAGAUGGCGUGUUUUUUACCAUAAAAUAAUAUUGGUUGGGUUAGACGUACUUAGUUAUGUAUGUAACGAUUAACAAUUGUUGAUGCAAAAUAUCAACUUAUACAAAUUUGACGAAUAGUUUAAUAUUAAUUUUAAAUUACACUUUAGUUGUUAAUAGAAGUAAAGUGAAUAAGUGUACUUAUUAACGUAUGGUGAAUAACUGAUUGUGCACUAAUCUACUACAAAUGCUAAUUAUACUGAGAAUGUUUAUAACCUAAAAGUAUUUGAUAAUAAAAAAGAAAAUUAGCUACCGCGUACAAACAUUACAAUUUACUGUAUAUAUUUUUGAUAUAAUUAGAAAUUAUGGAUAGGACUCCAAUAUUGAAGCGGCCUAAGCCGACUGACAGUGAAGAAGAAUUAUUUCGUAUGCAAGAAGAAUUUUUGAAGAACAAACAACAACCGUCUGCAAAAGUAAUUAAUUUGCGAGGUUCAGCAAAAUCAUUUGAUAGUGCUACUUCUACGGGAUCAUCUAGAAAUGAAUCUGGUACUGGAAAAACAAGAUCAAAAUAUUCUGAGCUGAAGAAACUUAAAACACAUAAUAGAGUUUCUACUUCACAAACUAGCGGUGAUGUUAUAAAUCCUAUAGUUAAUGAAAGAAUUCAGAAUAAUUUAAACAUAGGAUCGCAAGAAUCUGUUCAAAACAUACCAGUUGCGCCGUCUAAUAUAGUAUUAGGAAAUAUAAUUGAAAAGAAAUUUAAUCCAAUUAACUAUAUUUUUAAUAAAAGGGAAUCUUUGUUUGAUUCGACCAAAGGAUUUCCAGAAGUAUUUGUUUCUAAGUAUAUGGAAAGUGAUGAUAAUGAAAGUUUAUUUUUGAAACAAGUUUCUUCAAAAAAGGAAACAACAAAUAAAAUGAAAAACUCUCAAGGGAUUAUAUCAUCAGUUAAUGAAGGUAGUGUUAUUAUUGAAGGAUCAUGGUCAAGUGAAAUACAUAAGGAAAAUUUGGAAAAAUUAAGUCAGAUGACUACAGAAGAUAUAUUGAGAGAGAAAAAUAAACUUGAAAUGGCUUUAAAACCAGAAGUAAUCCAAUUUUUAAAAGAGAGAAGAAACAGAAAACUUAAAGAAGAAAAGAACGAGGUAGAAAUUAAACAAUUCAAUAGUCUUACAGAGAAUCAAAAUUCUAAUGAGCAAAUGAAUGAGGAAAAAUUAAUUACAAAAGAAAUUUCUGACAAACAUGACGUUCCAUCUAAAAGUAAUGAUGUUAUACAAAUGGAAGUAGAUAAAUCUGAAGAAGUAUUUAAUGUAAAUAAUACAUGUCCAUCCAAAAACAAUGAUAUUGUACCUAUGCAAGUAGAUGAGCCUGAAAGUAUACCGAAAGCUCCAAUAGAGUUAAUGGAACAAGCUAAAGAGAAGGGUUGGGUGCACAUGGAUGCCCUUGAACCUCAGAAAUUAAAAUGGAUGGAAGAAGUACCAGCACAGAAAAUUGAAGAACCUGCUCCAAAUGAACCAUACAAUGCUCGUUUCGAUUUUAGUGGUUUAUUAUUGCCAUAUAAGGACGAAAGUGUGUCACUUGAUAAAGGUCUUCACCAUCAUGGAGAAGAACCUGAACGUCCUGGAUAUUCUUUACAAGAAUUAUUACAAUUAAGUAGAUCAGCCACACAACAACAACGAUGCACUGCUCUUACAACAUUAGCAAACAUUAUAGAAAAAAGUCGCAGUGGCUGGUAUGACAAAGCAUUACAACCAGCACCUUUGAAUGCUCUCAGUCAGAAAAAUAUUUUGCUACUGUUACGAUUUUCAUUAGAUGACACAUCGGUAGCUGUAGUUACAGCAACUUUACAAGCACUUAGAGCAUUUUUAUACAGUGAGGCAGAUGAAGUUUGUUUAGAUAGACUGUAUGGUUUCAAUAAUUACAAGGAACCUGUUUUGAAGACACCAAAAACAGAUGUUUCUGAUACAAGUGAUUUAAAAGACCAUGAACUGGCUCAGUUAGAUGCAAUAGCUGCUUUAUUAAGAUCUGAUAUUCUUUUAAGAAUCAGAUACAUUUUAAGCGAAAUGCGGCCUCCGCCAGUUGGUGUUACUUCUGCGUUAGAAAUAUUAACCAGGCUUGUAAGACAUUCACCUAUAACAGCAUUAAAUGUUGGAAACACACCAAAUUUAUUAGAAACGAUAAUCGAAUUUUUUGUACCCCUAUCUACAAACUCAUUAGCAAUGGUCAAUACUAUAAACAACGUGUAUGGUGUUCCUGUUACUGCUGCUCUUAAAUUUUGCCGAGUUUUGCUCUGUUAUGGAGGAAAACCAAUUUCUCAGAAGUUAAACAGACUUAAAAUUGUGCAAAGCAUUUUGUCAUACAUCAGUUGUGAUGCAGGGAAAGAAAGUUUUAAUCUUAGAAUUGAAAGUUUACGGUUAUGGAAACUGUUGUUACUUCAUGGAGAGGCGAUGGACAGUGUAACUGGAGCACAAUUAACUCUUUUAUCUCAGUUGCAACUUCUCUUAAGCAGUCAUAAUAUUCAAACCGCAUCCGAAUUGUCUUGUGAAUAUGCAGCAUCUUUAAUAGCUGUAGCUAGUUGUCUAACACCUUUAAAGGAAAAUAUAUCAGUUUUAUUAAGAAAAUGGAAUAUACAGUUACAAUCUCUAACAAACGUGACGUGGGGAAAAACAAAACUUAUAUCAGAAACGUUAUUGGCUGUUGGUGAUACUUCCGCUGUUAAAACAUUGAGUAUAUCCCGAUCGCAAGUAUUUCAAAAACUUAGCUCUACAUCGAAUUUAUUGAGUGAAUGUAGUCCAGCUACAGAACGUGAACCUUCUUGUCUACUUCACUUAGGAGUAUUAACUCAGGAUGGACAGUUGCAGCCUAUAGUAUCUGAGCCAUCUUGUUUUCCUUUUCUUGGUACUACUUUCAGUAUUUUCACCAAUUAUUCUUUUAUAGAAGAAAUUCAAGCAGUGCUUAGUCUUCCACAAGUUUAUAAGUAUUUAAAAAGAUUGGAAACAACAGACUGGUGUUUAGAAAAAUCAUGGUAUACAAGAUCUGAAUUAUUGUUCUUAACGAGUAUAGUUAAUGCUGCUUCUAUUAUUAAAAAGAAAUUGAAUAAUGAAAUAAUGCAUAUUAUUUGGAAAAUUGCUAUUAAACUGGUAUCGACAUUGCCAGCUGAUUCUUCGUCUGAUAUAAAAAAUAUGUUAAGAAGUGCUUUAUCAGAAGAGAAAUUAAGUUUAGAAAUAGUCGCAAAUGAAUUAGAAAAAUUGAAUUUAAGUUCAAAUAUACAGGAUAUUACACCCAAUUUAUCUCGUAAUGUGGCAACUAUAUAUGAGCAGUAUGUACCAUUGAAUGGUGAAUGGGAUCAAGCUGCAAUGCCUAAGGAUUGGAUUUAUUUACCUGUAAUAUACAUUUACACAAAGUGUAGAAAUGCUGGUAAAUGUAACGAUGAAGACAAAUCUGUCAUCUUGACUGUACUAAGUUUGGAAUUAAUAUUACCUGAUUUAGUUGAAAAACUUUCACAAAGCUUGAGAUUUAGCAGAUUAAUCUUGGUGUAUCUUUGCGAUACAAUAUAUUUAAAUAAUGACGUUUCGGUUUUGCUUACUAGAGCCGUUUCAACUUUGUUGAAAGAUCAUCAUAAGAAACUUAAUUUUACAAUGGAGUUACCUGGAUUAAGUUCAUUUACUGAUCUAUUUACCGCUAUGUGUGAACAUUUCUGUUCGACUUCUUAUGGUGAUAACAGUUUUUCAAUGACCUUAUUGGUACCUAUUGCACAAAGACAUGAUGCUCAUUAUAGAAAGUUAUUAUGGUCAGAGCAUGCAGGUGUGCUUCGAUACAUUAGGUUAUCAAUAGAACAAUUAGUUGUUCCAUUAAAAGAAUAUUUGUAUCCUAUCGAGAAAGAUACAUCUUUAAUAGAAAGUUAUAUAACUGCUCUUGUCAGAGGAAUUGUAAGAAAAGAUUGGUGCCCAGUUCCUUACACAAUUGCUAUACAUCACUCUGCAAUGUAUUUAAAACAGUCUGAUAAAAUAGCAAUGAAGAUGAGAGUGCACCUAGCAAAAAUACCUAAUAAGACUUUAGCUACUUUAAUAUUAAAUUAUGAACCACCUAAAUUAUAAAUAUAAAUAUUUAAUUCUAAAUUAAAAAAUUCUGGAAUCCUUGUAAAUUAAUUUCUAAUACAGUCAUAAAACAAUAAUAUAAGGAUCAUUGUAACCUACAUUGUAUAAAGUGUAAUUUUAUAUUUUUUGCAUCUCUGUAUUCAAUAAACAUUAACUUAUGUUUCGAAAUAUAAAUAUGACUAAUAAAGGGUAUCCUUAAGGGGUUAAAUAAUUCAUUUUAAUCAAACAAUGUACAUAUAUCGGUAUUAUUGAAAAAACAAUUAAUUACAUGAUUAAAGAAUAGGAACAAUCUGUGUUUACAAUUGUACAAAGCAUAGAGGCACUGCUUGGUCAUUUUUGCUGAUUAUAAGAGUUGUUAAUAAAAAAUUGUUGUUGCAAUCUGAAAAGCAUAGUAUAUAUCAGACAUUUUUUGGCUUGCUAAUUAUUUUCAUUUAAUACAAUUUUUUGGAAUAAAGGAAAUGUUACUGUAUGUAGCUUAGUAAGAUUCUCCAUAAUUCUCUUACCAUUAUUUAUAAAAUACUCAAUCUAAUAAUGUAAAUAUAGUAAUAAUAAAAAUAAUUAUACUCAUGAAAAAAAGAUUGUGAAAGUAAUUGAAAAAUGAAGACUUAUAUAAUUUUUUCAUAAUUUAUUGUAUUAUAGUGCAAUAAAAUGUUUAAUAUUGUGCCAGAAGUUCAAAAUUGUAGCUUUUACCUUAUGUUGAGUACAUAAAGUUCAAUGUUUACACAUUAUGGUAGAAAUCCAUAUUAUGAACAGAAAUACACAAACAAGUAAAUAAUUAAUAGUUCUUAUAAUUGCAAGAACUGAUUGUUCGAAAAUUAAAUGUUUAAGAUAUGUGUAUGUAAUUAUUUCAAUAUCUUUAAGUAUAAAAUUUUUAAGUCUGAUUUGUUGGAAGUUUAAUUUGUCGUUAGAAAUAAAUGAAAUAUUGGUUCGUUUCUUAUAUGCGCAUAUAAAUGCAGAAUUUCUGCAUUCUAAAACGCAAUAAGUAGAAAUCCUAUAACGGUAGUUGCAAUUAUGCGGUAACUUAAUUUCACGUACCUCGUAUGGCGCUACGGUCAUUAUUACGUGUUGUUUCAUUGUAAGUUCGUGUUCAAACGCAUUAAAUUGUUAAAAUCUUUUAUCACAAAUUAUAAGCGAGAAAAAGGAAAGAAAUGCAGUUAUUGCUCGAGUGAAAAGCAAUUCUUUAAAAUACUAAGAAGUAAAUCAUAACUCCAGAUUAAUUCACGUAUCACGUAUCAAAAAUGAACAAACGCAAAUCUUUCUUUUUCAUCUUAAACGCUUUAAAUAUCUAAAUUAGCGCAUUAAAUAA
Messenger RNA from Nomia melanderi (Alkali bee), 5813 nucleotides. Its product is annotated as RNA polymerase II-associated protein 1. NCBI's taxonomy places the organism in Eukaryota, Metazoa, Arthropoda, Insecta, Hymenoptera, Halictidae. Gene Ontology annotation, biological process: transcription by RNA polymerase II. The record is from RefSeq and is a predicted model, not a curated record.